This is a messenger RNA of Aspergillus japonicus CBS 114.51, 510 nucleotides long. RefSeq lists its product as uncharacterized. The record is from RefSeq and is a predicted model, not a curated record. NCBI's taxonomy places the organism in Eukaryota, Fungi, Ascomycota, Eurotiomycetes, Eurotiales, Aspergillaceae. The coding region runs from base 1 to 510 and encodes 169 amino acids. The transcript is spliced from 2 exons.
AUGGCUCGCAGAUUUGAACAAGCCAUCUUGGCCGAUGAAGUGGCCGUCAUCGGACCCGGGACCGUGGGCAGCAUUACCUUCACCGCUCCAGGUCCAGACUCCCAAGAAAACAAGACCGGUAAGAAGCGAGGCCUGACCGAAUUCAGAGCUAUCGGCGCCGGAAGGCUCCUGAGAAAUGUCGCCGCGGUGGUGAUGAUGAUCAGCACCGAGUGCGUGGUGCUCGCAAAUAUUUCUGCCCCCGUCGGACUCGACGACACAGUUGAAUCUGUGACCCGGAACCCGGUAGAUACAUUUCUACAGGUGUGUCGCCGCACGGUAAGCCCCGCGGCGCCCCAAAGCUAUGUAAUCGUCGAUGCCAUCAACCCCGAGGGCUGGGUCUGGGUGUUCCCUGAACGAGUGAGCCUUAUCGGGAGAAUGCUGAGUGAUGCGUUACCAGGGACUACACCGUCACAAAUUGGGUAUGAGGUUCAAAGCUCCGAGUUCGGUUGGGCGAAAGGGCAGACUGCAUAA